CAGGUUGAGAAAGAGCUGAAGAACAUCUGUAAUGAUAUUCUGAACGUACUGGACAAGCACCUAAUUCCUGCUGCUAACACUGGAGAGUCUAAGGUCUUCUACUACAAAAUGAAGGGUGACUAUCACAGGUACUUGGCAGAGUUUGCCACGGGCAACGACAGGAAGGAGGCAGCGGAGAACAGUCUCGUGGCCUACAAAGCAGCCAGCGAUAUAGCCAUGACUGAGCUGCCACCCACACAUCCCAUUCGUCUGGGCCUUGCCCUAAACUUCUCUGUGUUCUACUAUGAGAUCCUCAACUCCCCUGAUCGUGCUUGCAGGUUGGCAAAGGCUGCGUUUGAUGAUGCUAUCGCAGAACUGGAUACGUUGAGCGAAGAAAGCUACAAGGACUCCACACUUAUCAUGCAGUUGUUACGUGACAACCUGACACUAUGGACUUCAGAUAUGCAGGGAGAUGGUGACGAGCAGAGCAAAGAGCAACUGCAAGAUACUGACGAGCAGCAGCAGCAGCAGCAGCAGCAGUGAGACUAAGCCACCAACAGCCAACAACUUGACACCCUCCCUUCACCUCCUCACACUCCUGCCCCUUCCCUCUUCCUCCCCCUUUCUUCCCUCUCUGUGAGUCAUCCUCCUCUAUUUUCCUCUUUUCCUUUUUCCUUUCUGUAGCUCUGCAGCUCCAAGACUCAUCAGGGCCAUGGAGUGUUUUUUUUGUUUGUUUGUUUUUUAAUUAAUUUUUUUUAUAUUAUCCUUCACAUUAUUCG
Molecule: messenger RNA, 758 nt
Organism: Thalassophryne amazonica
Lineage: Eukaryota; Metazoa; Chordata; Actinopteri; Batrachoidiformes; Batrachoididae
Product: 14-3-3 protein epsilon-like
Exons: 4
Biological process (GO): signal transduction
Cellular component (GO): cytoplasm
Source: RefSeq, a predicted model, not a curated record